Molecule: messenger RNA, 222 nt
Organism: Paramecium pentaurelia
Lineage: Eukaryota; Ciliophora; Oligohymenophorea; Peniculida; Parameciidae
Source: the annotation of a GenBank genome assembly
AUGAAAACAGAGCAAAAUGACACCAAAAUUUUAAAUAAAAGCGAAGAGAAUUAAUAAAGUAUUGAAGAACCACGAACUGUCUUAAUUAAUUAACCUCUGAAUUUUGUUUAGACUUAAAACCUUUUUGUCUUUGAAUUUAAGUCUGAUACCUUAAGCUUGAUCGACCUUUUAAGAUUUAAACACUCCUUGGCCAAAAAGAUCAUCAAAAAAUUUAAAAAAUGA